UUUUAAUGUGUUGAUUUUUAUUUACCUGCAUCACUUCUGGUGUUAACAGUUGUUGCAACUUUUACUUUGUCUGAAACGUCUUGUAAUCUCUGGAGUUUUUCAGCCAAACUUAUCUUAAGGUACUUUCUGCAUCUUUACCAGGAGUACCAAUAGUUGUGCAUCGGUGUUGCAAAUCCUCAGUCGGCCCGUCCUGCUCUGCUCUCAGCUAGGAGAGCUGUUCCUUCCGCUCCACACAUCACAGGCGCCUCUGUUCUCUUGCUGUGUCAUGCUGGCAGGUUUAUCUGAAAAGCCCGCUGGAACCUACCAUCCCAUCCAUGCACGGAGCGUGCAGAGAACACGGUGAGCUGGGGGGCAGGGGGCUCGGGGUUCGGCUUGAACUCUUCAUUUGUUUGCGACCAGAGGAAGAGAGGGACGCUCUGUGUUUCUACCGUCGGGGACACACCCUGCCUGCCCUAGAGCGGUGCAGUGUGAUGAGAGGCUGAGAGAGACCAUGAUAGGCGGCUGCAGCCUUGUAGAGAAGAGAGGGAGGGAUGGGAAUGCUGAAUCAGUGAAACUACAGAAAAGGUCCAGGAGAGGGUGAACGAGUGGGUAAAUGGCAGGGAGAGAAAGGUAACAGGAGGGGUAGGUGGCAAAAGAUGAGCUGCAUGAGUCCUUUUCACUCAUUUAAUCAAUAAUCUAUCGAGUUCACCACUAUUUCGGCCAUGUCUGUGUUUUUCAAAGAAACUUUAAGCUGAAGUAAAUCCCAGUGGUGACUUUUGUUUACUUUGGCUUAAAGGCGACAUUUUGCGUUUACAGUUAACAUCAGCCCUGAGAAACAAGGUAAGAUUUCACAAAUCUAUAUUUUUCUGUUUUGUUUUGCACUGAUUGUCCAACCCCAGUGUCAUAUUGGCUGCUUUUUUUUUGUUUUGGUUUUUUUUCGCAUCGAUGCACACUGAAUAAAACAUGAGAACAUAAGCGCCACCCUUCGAUCUCUUAUUUUAACUCUGGUUUCCUCUGUCAGAUGCAGGUAGAUGAGCCGGUGCUUUUGCCGAGGUUGUCCCGUGUCGCAGUUUGUGGCGGCACGCAUGGCAACGAGCUCUCAGGAGUGUACUUGGUGCGAGAGAUGCUGAAGACGGAGAAAAGGAAGGAGGACGGGGAGCCCGCGUCAGUGCUGAUGGUGCUGUCCAACCCUCGGGCCAUGCAGCAGUGCAGCAGAUACGUUGACACUGACCUGAACCGCUGCUUCACCCACGCAACCCUCAAUGGCCCCGUAUCAGAGGGGGCCCCCUAUGAGAUCUUCCGGGCCCGUGAACUGAAUGCCCUGCUGGGUCCCAAAGGCAGCCGGGCGGCAGUGGAUCUCAUCUGUGACCUCCACAACACCACCGCCAACAUGGGCCUGAGCUUCAUCGCUUAUUCUGACUGUGACUGGAUCUGUCUUCACAUAUUCAGAUACUUGCAGAAGCAGAUGCCGGAUACGCCAAUGAGAUUCAUCCAUUUUGAUGUCUCCACUAAAGAGUCAUAUUCCCUUGAUUCCAUUGGAAAACACGGCUUUGCCAUGGAGAUUGGUCCUCAGCCUCAUGGGUGUGUCAAGUCAAACAUUUACACAGCAAUGAAAGAAGGCGUGCAGCACAUGCAGGAUUGGGUCCGCUGUUUUAACUCAGGUUGUGUGUUUGAUGGAGGACCAGUCGACGUGUUCACCAUGGUUAAAAACUUAGAUUAUCCCAGAGACGGCGAGACUCGCAGCAUUACGGCAGCCAUCCAUCCACGCCUGCAGGACCGAGACUUUUGCCUGCUCCACCCUGGAGAGCCCCUCUUCCAGGCGUUCUCAGGAGAAACGAUAAAAUACAAGGGCAACGAACCGCUCUACGCUUUCUUCAUCAACGAAUGCGCUUACUACGAGAAGGGCAUCGCUCUGUCCCUGGCCAGAAAGAAGCGUGUGACCGUCCCUUCUAUCCGUGUGCAAACGGAUGAGGAAGAACGAGCGAGUGAGCAGAGUUUUGCUUCAGAGGAAGAGGAGUGAAGACUUUCUUCAGAUGAGACUCGUGUGAAAUGAUUUUUAGCAACA
Molecule: messenger RNA, 2044 nt
Organism: Xiphophorus couchianus (Monterrey platyfish)
Lineage: Eukaryota; Metazoa; Chordata; Actinopteri; Cyprinodontiformes; Poeciliidae
Product: N-acyl-aromatic-L-amino acid amidohydrolase (carboxylate-forming) B-like
Exons: 6
Coding region: 1001-1999 (332 amino acids)
Cellular component (GO): cytosol
Molecular function (GO): hydrolase activity, acting on ester bonds; aminoacylase activity
Source: RefSeq, a predicted model, not a curated record